This is a messenger RNA of Spodoptera exigua (beet armyworm), 1074 nucleotides long. Lineage: Eukaryota; Metazoa; Arthropoda; Insecta; Lepidoptera; Noctuidae. The record is from the annotation of a GenBank genome assembly.
GUUAUCCGUAGUGACGUGUUAGACUGGGGUGUGUAAACAGCUUCGAUAAACGACGAAAAAACUUAUUUUUGUUGUUUUAUUUAUUUAUUUUGAUACUAAAAUGCGUUCUGUACGUGAUUUUAAAUACGAUGUGAUAAGUUUAAUACGUUAUGUUAGGGACAGGCCGUGUUUGUGGGACAAAACUUUGGAAAAUUAUAAAGAUCGAACGGAACGGAGGUGCGCUUGGGAAGAAAUUUUCAACUUAUUGGACGAAAGUUACGAAGAUAUGACGCCUGAAGAGAAAAGGAUUACGGGAGAGCUAAUUCUAAACAAAUGGACGAACAUACGUGAUACAUUUAGCAAAACAUUAAAAACUAAAAUGGGAAAGCCUAAAAAGAAAUACGUCCUACACGACCAUUUAGAAUUCCUAAUGAAAAUCAUACCAGACGCUGCGAACGAAUGCCACAGGGACCUGAAUUUAGAACCUAGUUUUAUGAAGCAAGAACCUGAAUCUAGUUACACUAUAACUACUGAAAUAGUGCCUGAAACUUCUACAGAUUUUACUAUUAGUAACGUUACUAGUUUUGGCACGAAGAAAAUUGAUUUUGACGCUGCAAAAGCAAUCGAUUCCGCCAGCGAAGCUAGCUAUACUACCAAACGCUCAAAAAGUAACUUCGACACAAAAUCGACAGAUGCAAGCGAAUACAGCUACCGUAAAAAUAAUAGGAGUAAAAAAAAAUCAAAACGAUCCGUUUAUGAUGAUGACGAAUCAGUUUCUAGUCGAAAGAAAUCAAGAAAAAGUAGUAUCAAAGAUACAAAUGAUGAUUCUUCAAUCAUCGAUUCUAUAAAUGAUAUUGAUUUUGUCGAAGUUGACACAAAUGAUCCGCGGAUAAUGAAUGAAGAUGAGGCAUUUUUCGCGUCCUUAUUACCCACAGUUGUAAAGUAUAAUGAAAAUGAAAGACUUGAGUUCAGACUUGAAGUCCUUGGGGUUAUGAAGAAGUUGAGAGAUAAGAGGAAUUGGACAACGGAUUAGUACCUAUUUAUUCUUAUUUUUAUCAGAAUAUAAUAAUAUUCUAAGACUAAGGAAGUAAACAA